AUCGACUGGUAGCUGAAGCUCAAAAAAGCCGCCACCCCCUACCUCCUGUGUCAGUCCGGCAGUGUCAUCCAGAUCUACUAGCUAGCUUAGCUCAAGAGCCAGUCGAAGAUUGGGCUCAAGAAACCAGCUCAAGAUCCAGACAGGUCUCAGCCAGCCAUGUGCUGCAGCGAGUGCGGCUGCUACGACGCAUUCUGCGACCGCUGCUGCCCCUGCGUCUCCUCCGGCGCGCGCGACACCAUCCUCUGCUGCGCGUGCUGCCUCGCCGUCCUCGCCGGCGUCGUCCUCCUCGUCGUCCUCCUCGCGGCCUACUGCUUCAUCCGCCACGCCGAGGUCGCCGUCGUCGACGCCUCCCUCACGCGCCUCGCGCUGGCCGCGUCCCCCUCCACCGCCUUCGCGUACAACCUCUCGCUCACGCUCACCGUCCGGAACAGGAACUGGGCCAUGAGCGUCAGGAACACCCAGCCGCUCGAGGCCGACUACAGCUUCGACGGCCAGCGCUUCGAGCGGGUCAGGCUCGCCGACGAGGGCUCCACGCACCCCGCCCGCAAGACACAGGUGCACCACCUCGUCUCCGGCGCCGACAGCGCCUACGUCGCGCUCGGCAACGCCGGCGUGGCCGAGUUCAAGGAGGAGAACAAGACGGGGGUGUUCCAGGUGGAGGUGGCGCUGUCGGGCGAGGUCAGGUACCAGGCGCACUUCACCAAGUGCAAGUUCCAGGCCAAAUGCCCGCUCAAGCUGCAGCUCGCGCCGCCCGGCACGCCGGCCGUCGUCUUCCAGAAGGUCAAGUGCAAGCUCGCUCCGGCGAGCAGGUACUGCUAGUCAUUGGUACGAUUGGUGGCUAGUGAUUUCUGUCGGUAGAUUGGGAGGACCAACUGCAGGUAGAUUAGAUUGUCCCCAUCGGUAUGCACUUAUUUUCUUCUGAAGUUUUCUUGCGGGUAGAUCAGUCUUUCAGCAAAAUACUUAAUUUAUGGA
This is a messenger RNA of Aegilops tauschii subsp. strangulata, 972 nucleotides long. RefSeq lists its product as uncharacterized. Gene Ontology annotation, biological process: defense response to other organism. Gene Ontology annotation, cellular component: plasma membrane; plasmodesma. Lineage: Eukaryota; Viridiplantae; Streptophyta; Magnoliopsida; Poales; Poaceae. The record is from RefSeq and is a predicted model, not a curated record.